GAACCAGCACACAUUACUUGCACCGGUGCAAACUUGACAAAUCGUGUAACAAAAAUGCGAGUAAUUCAUACUCCCCCGCAUAAUCUCCAAAUCAAUCAGUCGUCAGCUAGAAGUGCGUGUGAAAGCAGCAAAUUAUUUGUUCCUGUGCAAUUGAAUUUUUCAACAACAAAAAAUCAAACCAAAGGCCUUUCUUAAGGCCACACCCCCCCAUUCCACCAUGUCUAAAAGGGUCCCCCCUGUUAAGUCGAUGGACAAAGUGGGAUUUGGUCCUCUGGAUAAAUUUAUUCAGAAAAGACCACGGUCAUCAACUCCUGGUUUUGAUCAAUCAGAAAACCACGAAAAGGGGAAGGAGAAUGCUGCGCCUCGUGUUGUUUUGACCGGUCAAACUGCUGUCAAUAUUGCCAGGGGAGAUGAUCAGUCCUUACGCCCGGCCAGUCCAAAACCAUGUACUUCGUCCUCGAUGAUGACAGCUGUUCAAAGCGCAGUCGAACAGAGUGGACUGGACGAUUCGGGUGUUAUAGAUUUAACGUUUAGUGAUGAUGAAGAGACUGAUCACGAUGUAGCGACAUUGGAGAAUACGGACGAGGUCAGCCCCCAACCCGGCCCUUCACGCGGAAUCCCAGUUCCUCAUUACCGAUACGGAGAUUUGUCGGACAAUGUAUACCAACAGUUCCACCGCGAAGUUUUACUGGAUUGGCUUGACGAGGUGAUGAAGAUGAAGGUUCCGGUGCGCAAUGAGACCAAAAGAUUGGAAUUGGAAAAUGCCGCAGAUUGGGGGCAGCAACGUCGAAAAGAUAAACUAGUUGUUCAAUUCGACACAAAAAUUCCCGGCUCAUCCAUCAAGGGAUACUAUGUCCUGAAAGCUGAUGGAUGGAGAAACAAUCUAUUUUCAUACUUUAGGCGGGCCAUGAAAGACGGGAUAUCUCUGUCUCAUAGAGAAAGGAAUAUGGCGUAUAAAGAUCCAGACCAUCCGCUCUAUGACACCAUCAACUCGAGCAAAUCGAGUUCGGAUGACAAACGCCCCCCCUUGGACAUCGUUUACAUCGCCACAUUAUUCGCCAAGGAACAUGUGAAAAUGAGUUUAAUUGACAUAAUGAAGAAAGAAUUAGGACCAGUCCUAGAAGCCUUAACCCCCAGCCAUAUUUACAUCCGUACUGUUGGGAGCCCAAAUCCGCUGGCUUGUAUGCAGAGCAAAGUCAUUUUGUGCGAUUCCACUGCGACAAAACAAAGUGUUGAAGGAUUUUUGAUGGCCUACGCGAGAAAGACGAAUGAAUUACUUGGCUAUGAACGGUACAUUGACACAGCCACGGCUUCUCCCGAGUUUGAGUACAUAAAGAAGGCCAUGAAAUACGCAGAAGACAAAGUUCCCCUCUUCCGUAUUGUAGAAAAAGGGGACCGGUCCCAUCCUCCCCUUUGGGCCACCAUGGAACAAGCAACCACUCUUCCUUACACCAUCACUGAGGAGGAGCUCAUUCUCCGCUUUGACCCAGAUAGACCAGAGCUCAAGAGACACUACAAAAGCUUCCAGAAUAUGGCUCACCUUAUCAGUGAACUUGGGGACCCCCCAGAGAGCUACUUUUACACCAACGACAAGUCUCGAAAUGAAUUCAAACUCGAAUUUGACAAGAUCAAAGCAGCUCGUGAAGACAAAGAAGACUAG
Messenger RNA from Folsomia candida, 1660 nucleotides. RefSeq lists its product as uncharacterized. The record is from RefSeq and is a predicted model, not a curated record. The coding region runs from base 218 to 1660 and encodes 480 amino acids. The transcript has 9 exons. NCBI's taxonomy places the organism in Eukaryota, Metazoa, Arthropoda, Collembola, Entomobryomorpha, Isotomidae.